CUCUUAGCUUUUUUUAUGAACGUGCAGGCCUGCUCUAGGUGUGGCUAUGGGGUUUACCCUGCAGAGAAGAUCAGCUGCAUAGACCAGACAUGGCAUAAAGCAUGUUUUCACUGUGAAGUCUGCAAGAUGAUGCUGUCUGUUAAUAACUUCGUGAGUCACCAGAAAAAGCCGUACUGUCACGCCCAUAACCCUAAGAACAACACUUUCACUAGUGUCUACCACGCACCCUUAAGUCUAACCUUGAAGAAGUCUGUGGCAGCCACAGGUGGGAUCAAUGGCCAAGAGGAUGGUGAGCAGUUUAAAUCCGUUUUUCACUGGGACAUGAAGACCCAGGAUGGAGCAGCUGCUGCUAGCACGCAGCCGCGGAAGAACACGAGAGACUACUGGCCAGGGUAUGGAGAGGGUAACACUUGGUGUCCCGGAGCUCUGCCCGACCCUGAGAUUGUAAGGAUGGUUGAGGCUCGGCAGUCUCUUGGUGAGGGGUACACAGAAGACAGUGAACAACAGCAAGGCAAGGGGAGCUUCCCGGCCAUGAUCACACCUGCCUACCAAAGGGCUAAGACAGCCAACCAGCUGGCCAGCCAGGUGCAAUACAAGAGAGGCCAUGAUGAGCGCGUCUCCACGUUCACCCCGGUGACAGACACUGCUGAGCUGCUACGGGCAAAGGCUGGGGACAAGCUCCAGAGCGAUGUGAGGUCCACAGAAGACCAUGCUCAGCAGAGAGGGAAAGGCAGUUUUCCUGCUAUGAUCACACCUGCCUAUCAGAUCGCCAAGAGAGCCAACGAGCUGGCGAGUGAUGUGAGGUACCACCAACAAUAUCAAAGAGAAAUGAAGGGGCUGGCUAGUCCUGUCGGAGCAGAGGGCAUCACGGCAAAGGAACGCAUAGGCCAACACGGCCAGGUUUACUCAGAAGAGUGUGAUGAACCCAGGGGAAAGGGCAGCUUCCCGGCCAUGAUCACCCCAGCUUAUCAGAAUGCCAAGAAGGCCAAUGAGCUUGCUAGUGACAUAAAAUACAGGCAAGACUUUCAUAAGAUGAAAGGCGCGGCGCAUUUCCACUCCCUCACAGCCCAGGACAACUUGGUUCUUAAGCAAGCUCAGAGUGUGAACAAGCUUGUGAGUGAGAAUAAAUAUAAAGAGAACUAUGAGACCCACCUGAGAGGCCACUAUGAAGGCGUCGGCAUGGACCGACGCAUGCUCCACGCUCUGAGAGUCGGCAGCCUGGCCAGCAGUGUUGCCUACAAGGCUGAUUAUAAACACGACGUUGUGGAUUACAACUACCCGGCCACUCUCACCCCGCUCUACCAAACAGCGAUGAAACUGGUUCCCCUGAAGGACGUCAACUACCGGCAAAGCAUCGACAAAUUGAAGUACAGCUCAGUGACAGACACACCGCAGAUUGUUCAAGCGAAAAUCAACGCCCAGCAAAUGAGCCACGUGAAUUACCGAGCUGACUACGAGAAGAACAAGCUGAACUACACAUUGCCGCAGGAUGCUCCUCAGAUGGUGAAGGCCAGGACCAACGCCCAGCUAUUUAGUGAGGUGAAGUACAAAGAAGGCUGGCAGAAGACAAGGGGGAAAGGAUUUGAGCUGAAGCUGGACGCCAUGUCUCUGCUGGCUGCCAAAGCCUCGGGGGAACUUGCCAGCAGCAUUAAAUACAAAGAAGACUAUGAAAAAACAAAAGGCAGGGUCCUGGGAACCACUGAUGCCAAGCUUCUGCAUUCUCUGCAGGUGGCGAAGAUGAGCAGCGAGGUUGAAUAUAAGAAAGGGUUCGAAGAGAGCAAGACCCACUUUCACCUGCCCAUGGACAUGGUGAACCUCAGGCAUGCCAAAAAGGCCCAAACCCUGGCCAGUGACCUCGACUAUAGGAAGAAACUGCAUGGCUAUACCGUGCUGCCUGAAGACAUGAGGAUUCAGUGGGCCAAGAAGGCCUAUGGGCUCCAGAGCGAGCUGCUGUACAAAGCUGACCUGGCGUGGAUGAAGGGAGUCGGGUGGCUGACAGAGGGGAGUCUCAACCUAGAACAGGCCAAGAAGGCUGGACAGCUUGUCAGCGAGAAAAACUACCGGCAGAGGGCUGAUGGGUUGAAGUUCACCAGUGUGACCGACGGCUCCCAGAUGGAGCAUGCCAAGAGGAGCCAGGAGCUGCAGAGUGGGGUGAAAUACAAGGAAGAUUACGAACGGUCCAGGGGGAAACUCGUGGGAGCACAGAGCGCCCAGGGGGAUUCACAGAUAAGCCACUCGCUGCAGAUGUCAAAGCUACAGAGUGAGCUGCAGUACAAGAAGGGCUUUGAAGACUCCAAGUCUCGCUGCCACGUCCCGCUGGACAUGCUCCACCUCGCCCAUGCUCGCCAGGCACAGCGCUUAGCCACAGAUGUAGGCUAUAGGACGCCAUCACACUGCUUCACGGCCCUGCCCACGGACAUGAAGGUGGAGUGGGCCAAGAAGGUCUAUGGCCUGCAGAGUGAGAACCAAUACAGGGCGGACAUGAAGUGGAUGAAAGGCGCAGGCUGGGUUGCCACCGGGUCAUUAAAUGUGGAACAGGCGAAGAAGGCCGGAGAACUCAUUAGUGAGAAGAAGUACCGUCAGCACCCAGAUGCUUUGAAGUUUACCAGUAUUAAAGACACUCCGGAGAUGGUCCAGGCCAGGAUCAGUUAUACCCGAGCAGUGGAUGGAAGUGAUAAUAGACUGUAUAAGCAGCAAGCAGAGAAGAUAAAGCACCAGUACACGCAGACAGUGGACUUGCCGGAAGUCCUGCUGGCCAAGCUAAACUCCAUGAACAUCAGCGAGAGUCGCUAUAAGGAGUCAUGGAGCCGCCUUCGAGAGGGUGGAUACAAGCUAAGGUUGGAUGCCCUUCCGUUCCAGGCAGCAAAGACGUCCAAUGAAAUUAUCAGUGACUACAAAUACAAAGAAGCAUUUGAGAGAAUGAAAGGGCAGAUGCUUGGCUCCCGGAGCUUGGAAGAUGACCUCAGCCUUGCACAUUCAGUACACGCGACCUUGCUGCAGAGUGAUGUGAAUUAUAAGAAAGGCUUUGAACACUCAAAGGCUCACUUCCAUCUGCCGCUGGAUAUGGUAACCUUGGUGCAUGCCAAGAAGGCCCAGACUCUGGCCAGCGACCAGGACUACAGACAUCCGCUCCCCCAACACACAUCCUUGGCAGAAGACCUGAGGCUGAGCUGUGCCAAGAAAGCUCACAAGUUACAGAGUGAGACGCUGUACCGUUCCGACUUGAACUUCAUGCGCGGUGUCCCCUGUGUCGUUCCUGGAGCGUUGGAGAUUGAAGGAAGAAAGAAUGCAUCCAAGCUCAUCAGUGAGAGUAAGUACCGCCAGUACCCUCGGUCAUUCAAGUACACAGCUGUGACAGAUACUCCCAACCUUCUGCAUGCCAAGUUCAGCAACCAGAUCACCAAUGAGCGUCUUUACAAGGCGGCUGGGGAGGACGCGCGGCACCGGUACACAGUGAGCCUCGGCCUGCCCGAGUUCAUCCGAGCGAAAACCAACGCAGCCAACCUGAGCGAGGCAAAAUACAAGGAGUCCUGGCGUCAUCUUUGUGCUCAGGGCUACAAGCUGACGAUAGACGCUUUGCCCUUCCAGGCUGCACGGGCCUCUGGGGACAUCGCCAGUGAUUUUCUCUAUAGGCACGCAUUUGUGAAGGAGCGGGGGCACCUGAUCGGCAUCCAGAGCGUGAGUGGUGACCCACGGCUCCGGCACUGCCAGCGGAUGGGGCAGCUGCAGAGCGAGAACCAGUACAAGAAGGAGGCGGCCAGCAGCCAAGCCCAGUGCCACCUGCCCAUGGAUAUGGCGUUCCUGGUCCAUGCCAGGAAGGCCCAGGGCCUGGCCAGUGACCAUGACUACCGGACACAGUGCCACAAGUUCACUGCCCUGCCCGAGGAUCUGAAGAUGGCCUGGGCCAAGAAAGCCCACGCCCUGCAGAGUGAGUUUCAUUACAAAUCAGACUUGAUGAGCAUGAAGGGCACAGGAUGGCUGGCUCUGCGAUCUCCCCAGAUAGAGAGUGCAAAGAAGGCUGGAGAGCUCAUCAGUGAGACCAAGUACCGUAAAAAACCAGACAGUAUCAAGUUCACCACGGUGGUUGACUCUCCAGACCUUGUUCAUGCCAAGAACAGCUAUGUGCACUGUAAUGAGCGCCUGUACAGGUCAGGAGAUGCAGACUCCCUUCAUAGGUACACCCCCCUCCCAGACCACCCAGAUCUCGCCAGAGCGCGCCUGAACGCCAUGCACCUCAGUGACAAAAUGUACAGGAAUGCCUGGGAGCAGGACCGGGCCCGUGGCUGUGACUUCAGGCUGGACGCCAUUCCGUUCCAGACUGCCCGUGUGUCCAGGGACAUUGCCAGUGACUUCCGGUACAAAGAGGCGUUCCUGAGGGACCGGGGCUUGCAGAUUGGGUACCGCAGUGUCAACGAUGACCCAAGGAUGCGGCAUUUCCUCAGUGUCAGCAGGCUCCAGAGCGACAAUGAGUACAAGAAGGCCUUUGCCAACAGUUGCUCCCAGUUCCACAGCCGCGCUGACCAACCCGGCUUCCUCCAGGCCAAGAGGAGUCAGCAGCUGGCCAGUGGCGUGUGCUAUAGGCAGCCACUGCCCCAACAUACCAGCGACCCAGAGGAGCUGGGCCUGAAGCAUGCACAGAGGGCCCAUCAACUGCAGAGUGAUGUCAAGUACAAAUCUGACUUGAACCUGACUCGAGGUGUUGGCUGGACCCCUCCUGGCUCCUACAAAGUGGAGAUGGCUCGGCGGGCAGCAGAACUGGCCAACAGGAGGGGCCUGGGGCUCCAGGGGGCUUGCGUGGGGCCAGAGGCAACGGAGCUUGGAGAUCAUCAGAGCAGGGACGUGAACCCGGAUGCCUCAGAGAUCCUGCACAUCAACAGGAAGAAGACUCUGCCUAUGUGA
Molecule: messenger RNA, 4899 nt
Organism: Psammomys obesus (fat sand rat)
Lineage: Eukaryota; Metazoa; Chordata; Mammalia; Rodentia; Muridae
Gene: Nrap
Product: nebulin related anchoring protein
Exons: 40
Coding region: 16-4899 (1627 amino acids)
Biological process (GO): cardiac muscle thin filament assembly
Cellular component (GO): Z disc
Molecular function (GO): actin filament binding
Source: RefSeq, a predicted model, not a curated record